AUGAUGCUCUUACCCUCACUCCUAGCAGUACUGCUGUCUCUAACCACCUAUCCCUCCUUCACAUCCGCCUCCGCCUCCGCCUCCUCCUCCCUCAGAAUAACCUCCUCCAACCACUCCUUCGGCGGCGUAAACUACCCCCAACUCCAAUUCCUCACCCCCACCCACCGCGCCGCCACAAUCCGCGAAAUCAUCAAAAGCGGCGCCCGCGUAAUCCGGCUCUUCAUCCGCCCAGAUGCCCAACACCCAGAUCCAGAAGGCGACAUAGGCGGCUUCGACAAGUCGCUGCUGGAUCAAUUCGAUGACACGCUAGCAGCCAUUCACCAUCUCUCUAAAGGCCAGAUGAAAGUUAUUAUUGCUCCGCACGACGCACAUGCGCUUCGGGGUACAAACGACGUAGCCUGCGACGCCUACUGCCAGAAACUCAACGGCGCGUUCCUCGAUUUCUACAGCAACGAGGAAUAUCGCGACAUGUACAAAACACGCCUCAGCGUCUUCUUCACCCACUACCCCUCCAAGAACUUUGACGGUCGUCCCUGGAGCACCUUAUCCGAAGUCAUUCUCGGCGUCGACCUUCAAAACCAGCCUUUCUCUGGCAUUUCGCCCAUCCCCUCGGGAGAAUCCUGGCUCUGCGACAUAGCCACCCAUCUAAAAUACAGCAUCAACCUCGACGCAUCCAACAUCGCCGUCAUCAGCGGCGGCGUCUCAGGCGCCCAGUCCAUUUCCGGGACUGAGAAUUUUCCGGAUAGCGUGUUUGACUGCAAGGCUAUUGAUGUGAUUGGCAUCCAUGGGUAUUUCGAUAAAACGACAGAUAGGACGGCGGGGACGGCGUGGGCGGAUUUGUUUCUCCCCGGCAAUACGUUGAUGGGGCGGGCGGAGGGGAGGAAGAAGGGGGAGGGGAAACUUUUGCUGGUGGAGGAGUGGGGGUAUGUGCAUAGUGAGGUGUUUGGGUUGUUUUAUAAGAGGGAGGCGGUUUGGGAUGGGGGGAAUGUGUUGAAUUAUAGGGGGAUUCCUUGGUUAUACUCCCACCUAACCCCCCUCUCCGAAGCCAAAUCCUCCCGCAUAAACCCCCUCCACCCCACCUACACAACCUGGCCCGCCCUCGCCUCCAUCCUGCGCCACGCUUUCACAACCCGCAGCCCCUUCUCCUGGUCCAAAUACCUCCCCGCCCCCUACCACAUCCUCGCCCCCUCCGCCGACGAAACCACAGAAGCCUACCUUAGGUCCAUGCUCACCGGCUCCCCCGCCACCAAAGAAUGGAAACUGAAACCAGCGGGCCUGUCGAACGUCACGAGUGUGCGGUUGAACCCGUAUAUCAUCGAGCAAAGCGAGU
This is a messenger RNA of Alternaria conjuncta, 1330 nucleotides long. RefSeq lists its product as uncharacterized. The transcript is spliced from 2 exons. Lineage: Eukaryota; Fungi; Ascomycota; Dothideomycetes; Pleosporales; Pleosporaceae. The record is from RefSeq and is a predicted model, not a curated record. The annotation marks the transcript as partial.